Molecule: messenger RNA, 1431 nt
Organism: Caenorhabditis bovis
Lineage: Eukaryota; Metazoa; Nematoda; Chromadorea; Rhabditida; Rhabditidae
Source: the annotation of a GenBank genome assembly
AUGGCUGACGAUGAGGACGACAUCGUUUGGAUUCGAGAAGAAGAAAAAGAGCCGGUGACUCCAACAACACCAGUAACUGUCAUUGAAGAUCUGCCUAAAUUGACGGAUGCUUCUGACAGAAACGGGUCGAAUCAACAACAACAGCAGCAGCAAACGCAACUCUCAUCCAAUUCGGAGCCGACUCCGGAAGCUGUUACAGUUAAGACGAACGACGGUGCGUCUGCCGCCGCUGCCGCUGCUCCAGCUAUUCUUCCCGAAGUGACAAUUUCCGAAGCACCAGACCACAACGAUCGAGAUGAGACGGAUCGUCUUUCGACGAAAAAUAGCGCUUCGAGACCUCCUGAUACGCCGACAUCUUGCGACGAAAGCAUGUCAUUUGAUAUUAGUGAAUACGAAAGAAAUUUCAAUAAGACGACUCAAGAAGCGAAAGAAUUGCUCGAUAAAAUGGAGAAACAGUCGAAGUUCGUUGAGGAGAACAACAAAGAAGCCGCAAAAGACCUUCGCCACUUGCAAGAUGAGUUCAACCGAACCGGAAUACCGGAAGUCGUCCAUAAAACAAUUGAUGAUGUUUCUCAAGUGCCGACGGCCACCGAACUUCCAUCUGGAGGCCUUCCAAAAAACGUCGAAUCGGUUUUGAUCGGCGAGGGAGUACUCGAAGAGAUCACAGGAACCCUUGUCCUUCCCAAUGGUCUUGUGCUCGUCACCGACGAACGAGCCGGAAUCUUAUUAUUCAAUCUGGAAGGCGACGUCGUCGCCAAAAUCAAUCCUCCCGAAUUCCGACGAUUCUGGAGUCCAGUUUAUCAUAAAGAGCAUAUCCUGAUUCUUGCUGAUGCACAAAAUGCCGAUUCGCACUGGGUUCGGCACGUUAUCAAAUUCACUGUUGAUCUACAAUAUGUCGCCAAAAUUGAAUGUCCAGCGUGGUUAGCCGAAUGCACAAUUCUUCGGGAAAGACUCAGCAUUGCGUAUACGGAUUAUCUCUACUUAUGCGUUUGUGGAGAGACAUUCUCCGGAAUCUACGAGCUCACUCCAAUUGGACAAUGGACUGAACUCGAGUACAAACUCUCUGAAGCUUAUAUAGACAUGUCAGCAUUUGCAACGAUUGGACCAAUCACUCAAUUAUUAGUGGUUGAAGGCCGAAAAAAUUAUGUAUUACUUGUAUCGGUGCGCGAAUCGCAGAUUGUCGAUAAGAAGCGAAUGGCAAUCUGCGAGAGACCGGGUGCUCUUGCUCGAGAUGAAGCUGGCCGACUAUUUGUGGCAAAUCGAUUCUCGGCCAGCAUUCAGCUUGUCGACACUGUUCGAUGGGCCAGCGAGAAGAAUGUAGCGAUUAGUGAAGCAUUUGUUCGACAUUUCACAGCCGCCUGGGGAUUAUUGGCAAUUCCACUCAAAAAUUCAGUUCGUCUUCAGCGAUAUUCAUUCAGAUCACUUCGCUAG